Acaulospora morrowiae is the source of this 822-nucleotide messenger RNA. The record is from the annotation of a GenBank genome assembly. Lineage: Eukaryota; Fungi; Glomeromycota; Glomeromycetes; Diversisporales; Acaulosporaceae.
AUGUCAUCAUUAAAAACCAACGUAAUAAAGAAUACUGGCGAUACAACAUCGAAUAAUCGAACUGAUGACCGUGUCACUGGAGCUCUAUUAUUCGGUGCCGCAUUCAUCACACGUUUAACGCUGUUCCUGUUCCCGAAUAUUACCCAGAAACUUGGAAGUCGAGUGGAGAUUAUCACUCCGGUAACCAGUUUUACCCGACUGACUGAAGGCCUCUAUUUAUUUGCUAAUGGAGUCCCGCCGUAUGACGGUGGCGUCUUUCAUCAACCGCCACUUUUCCUAGCAUGUUUUCAAUUGCUUAGCUAUCUUCCAAGUUUCUCUAUACAAUUGGCAUAUAUAAUAACAGAUCUAUUGUUGGCUUAUCUAUUGGCAAACAUUUCCCGGAUAAAACAACAACUAUAUAAAGAUUAUCCGCGGCUGGACAUAGAAUUAAAAGCGGGAAAACCCAUAGAAAUCGAUCCAUGGAUUAUUUCUGGAUUAUAUCUGUUUAAUCCAUUAACGAUUGCAUCGUGUCUUUCACAGUCGACAAUCAUAUUCACCAAUUUGUCAAUCGUUCUCGGGACUUAUUAUUCACUAAAGAAUAAUAAGAGCUAUGGAAUGUUUUGGAUUGCUAUGGCAACAUAUUUAAGUUUUUAUCCAUUGAUGUUGCUUAUCCCCACAACCCUUAUGUUUACCAACAAUGCCAAGCUUGAUAAAAAGAAAAUAAAGAAUGAGAUUUAUAGUUGUGCAGGCUUAUAUGUUGGAUGGUUAGGGGGACUACUGGUCUUAUCUUAUUUGCUGGUGGAUUCCUGGGAUUUUCUAAAAGCCACAUAUGGAGUGAUGUAA